Penicillium brasilianum is the source of this 4111-nucleotide messenger RNA. NCBI's taxonomy places the organism in Eukaryota, Fungi, Ascomycota, Eurotiomycetes, Eurotiales, Aspergillaceae. The record is from the annotation of a GenBank genome assembly.
CCAGGCCAAUCAGUGCCAUUGAACAUUGAUGGGUGAACGACGCUGAGGCCGCACCCCAUCUGCUAUCUGCCAUGCCGAAUCCACAAUAAUACGGCAGUCGCAUGGAAGGCCCACUUAGUUCGACAUUAACAAAGAAAACGAAUGCCUAGGGGCAUGAUCAAAACAUGCUUGGAUGCAUGGGGUGAAUUCUCAUUGGAAGUCUUCCUGCCUUUUUUUUCAUACACCGUCAAGAAAACGCCGAACUGCAGUAUAGCAAAAUAUGGAAAUAAAUAAUCAAAACCCAAAGGCCGGACCCCCAAAGACAUGCACGGUCCUAUCAGACAAGAACAAAAACCUGUACAAUAAGAGAACCCACCAGUAAUCACGAACGUGGGGAAGAAAGCAAAGCGUGAAAAAGUGGAGGGGCUAAGUAGCGUCUUUAAACCUGGACGCUCUUUCCCUCCUUCUCCGCGAGCUUGGCCAACUCCUCGAAGACCUUGCCGAAGUCCUCACCAUCAGCACCCUCGUCCUUCUUGUUCUUGCCGGACUUGGGGGUGACCAUGACAACACUGGUGGGGCGCUUGGUGGCAGCAGAGGCACCGAGCUCAGCACGGGAGGUCACAAAGACGUAGGGAAUGCCGUGGUCCUCGCACAGAACGGGGAUGUGAGAGAUAACGUCCAUCGGGGAGAUGUCGGCAGCAAGAAUGACAACGGCGGAGGGGGUGUCGACCUUGGCGUUGGCGGCGGGGACAGGAGACUUGCGGAGAGCCUUGACGACUUCCUUGACACCACGCUUGAGGGACUUGUUGACGGCAGCUAUGCGGAAAGAGGGUGUUAGCUAUAUGUUCAUGUUGGGGGAAAAAAAAAAGUUAUGCAACGGAGUUGCGCCGGUGCAAUUGGCGUCACAUCGAGACAGCAUGACAAUUGUCCUGGCUUAUGCCGAGACCAAUGAAUGUAGAUGACAGACGAAUCGAGUCACAAUGAGAGAUAUAGUGGUUCCACUUACCCUUCUUCACGCUCUUGAGCACCUUCUUGGCCUGCUUGUCCUCAACCAGAGGGUUGGCGAAAGGAACAACAGCGCCGACGGGGCGGUCGACAACCAUGGCAUCGACCUCAAUCUCGGUGACACCGGCAGCGGCAGCCUGGUCCAAGCCCUCCAGGACCUGGGAGGUGAUCUCCUUCUCUACCGCAUCGGCGAGAGCGGUCUUGUCCUUCUUAUCCUUCUUGUCCUUCUUGGACUUGGAAAUACCGUCCUUCUCGGCACGCUUCUCCUUCUUCUCAGCGCGCUUCUUGUCCUUCUCGACCUUAUCUUUGCCCAUUUUGUCGGAUUUGAAUUGGAGACGGGGGGCGAGAAUGAGUUGAGUGGGUUGAAUGGGUGGUGUGUGUCAAGAGAAAUCCGCCUCGAAAUAAUUUCUUAAAAUUUUGACACUAGUCCCAAUGCAGAAGCUCUGGGCUGCUGACUAAGGCCCAAACACUCAAAGCCGCCAAACGCCUGCCUUAACUUGAAUGAGCUCAAUUCAAGUCGCGUCGUAUCUUCUGUUACCUGGAAGGGUGACAGUUACGGUCUUGAAGAAUCGAAAGUCGUCAAGUCGGCGGGGCUCGAUGGGCUCAUUGCUCCUUGCGGCCACUGGAACGUGAUCCACCAACGCCUCUCACCUCUCCUCCGACAUGGAGAACAGCCCGACGAAGCGACCAGCAUCCCAGCUGAUUGCUGGGUUUGGGUCACCUUCAGCGCCAGUCAGCUCGCGGAGCAUUAUGCAGCAGUCCGUUCUUUCUGUUAGACCCCAGCAGCCAACUCACGAUGCCGAGAAAGAUGAGUUGCGCGUCCAAGUCAGUACCCUCACCUACGAACUCGCAAACCUCAAGCAGGAACGGGAGAUGGAGGCAAUCCGGUACGAGAAAGAGACCAGAAGCCUCCAGUUAAAGGCCGAUGCGGACUUUCGGAAAGCGCAGGCCGCCGAGUCCGCCAGUCUCCGCGCCAGUACGAAGACCGAGGCAUUGGCGAAGGAGUUGAAAGCAACCCAGGAACAGUCUCUCAGUGACAAAACGGAAUUCGAGCGCAAGAUCCGAGACUUGCAGGAUGAAAAGUCAAAUAUUCAGGAAGAGCUCAACGACACGCAAGCUCAAUUAUCCGACCAAGAGCGCCAGUUCAAGUACCAAAUUAAUGAACUCGAAACGGUCCGCGCCUCGCUUCAGAAAACUAUCGAAGAGCUUCAGCACGAUUUACAAGAGGCGCGCAACGCCCAGCAAGUCACUCAGGAAAGGCUGUCCGAACGUGAGGCCGAAGUAGCGGAUCUCGAGGCACAAAACAUUCAGUUGAAGGCCGACGGUAGCGAUGCGGAAGCGUUGACUAUCCUGAAGCGGGAGCUCUCUGAACAGGUCAACCACAUCCGCGAGCUGGAAACUGCGAACCGGGAUCAGACGAUAGAAUUACGCCAUCUGCGCAAAGUGCAGAAGAACGUGGAAGUGGUUGAGGAGCAGAAGAGAUCUCUCGAAACCCAGUUGCAGUUGAUGAGCGGGCUUGAGGCAGAACUUGGUACCGUGCAAAUUCAGAAACAGGUUCUGGAGGACGAACGACAGUCAUGGGCCAGUCUCUUACAGGAAAAUGACCAGCCCUUGGAAUUCGAUUCCCCAGAGGCAGUGGUCAGGGCUCUUGUCCAAGAGCGGAUUGAGAAAGCCACAUUGAUCGACCGACUUGGAAUUGUUGAUGCGCAAUUCUUGGAAAAAGACGAAGUAAUCAGCUGUCUUGAGAAAGAGAAAACUCAACUUCGCCAAGAGUUGGAGAAGCUCCGCGCCGCAGGAAGCAUCUCAGUGGGUGCAUCAACACCCGCCGCGGCUGAGGCUCGUGUUCGCUCCAGGUUGGAGCGACAGCGUGCUCUCGCUGUGAAGGAGGUUGAAUACCUCAGAGCGCAGCUUAAGACUUUUGACACGGAGGAGGAGACCAUGAACACUGAACAAACCUACGACGAGCAAAAGUCGGCACAGAUCGCCCAGUUGGAACAGCUGGUUGAUGAAUACCGUAAUGACCUACAAAAAGCGCAUGACGAACUUUCUAAGCGAGAGGUGCCUCCGCAACAGGAGGACGCUCAAGCUCGGGGAACGAAGCGCCCUCUUUCACCCGCCGACAGUGACGCUGAUAAUGAGCGAUUCGCAGUCCUGACUCGUAAGAACAGGAAGCUGCAAGAGUCUCUAUCGAAGUCACAGCAGGCCACAACCCUAGCCAAGCGAGAGCUAGACGCCGCCAAAUCCCAAAUUAAGUCCUUGAAGGCCAAGUCACACACGCGGAUUCUAGAACUACGCGAAAACCCUACUGCAGAAGCGGAGAAGAUCAAAAUGGUCACAUUGAACACGCUACGCUCCGAGAACCAGGCUCUUCUGGCCCAGCUCCGCGGUGAGCACUCCGGUGUCAAGGUGGUACCUGUCAGUACACUUGACAGCCGCGAUCUCGAGAUACAGGAAAUGGAGCGAGUUGUGGCAGACAAGGAGAAGCGCAUGCGCCGGUUCAAAGAAAUCUUCACAGCCAAAUCCUCGGAAUUCCGGGAAGCCGUCGCCUCUUUGCUGGGCUACAAGCUUGACUUCCUCCCUAGUGGCCGUGUCCGCGUCACGUCAAUGUUCCAUCUAUCUGCUGCAUACCGCCAUGGCGACAGCGAUGCACCGUCCGAUGCUCGCGGGCCUGGAAGCAUGGGCAAUGGCGAGGAAAACUCCAUCGUCUUCGAUGGCGAGAACGGCACCAUGAAGAUCUCCGGUGGGCCGAACAGUCUCUUCGCACUGGAGAUCAAGCCGCUUAUCAAGUUCUGGGUUGAAGAGAGGAAGGACAUCCCUUGCUUCCUGGCAGCCAUGACACUCGAUUUCUAUGAUAAGACAACCCGGGCUGCCAGAAUAUAAUGGUCUCUUCUUCCUCCUCUCCAAUUGUGGCCAAUUGAUUGCUAUUUAAUCUUUAUGGUCUUCUUUUGAUCCUUGUAUGAUUCCCCGGCACGACGGAUUUCUGUGCUACGUUUUACCCUUCUAUGAACUUCCGGGUGUCUUUUCAUGUAUUCUCUAUGGGAGAAUUGCAUACUAUAUUACAUUAUACGAAGUGUAUUUGUCUUGCUCAAUCUUCCAAACCCCAUAGAAGUAAAAAUUUAGGACACUU